Molecule: messenger RNA, 2313 nt
Organism: Sclerotinia sclerotiorum 1980 UF-70
Lineage: Eukaryota; Fungi; Ascomycota; Leotiomycetes; Helotiales; Sclerotiniaceae
Exons: 9
Coding region: 1-2313 (770 amino acids)
Biological process (GO): GPI anchor biosynthetic process
Cellular component (GO): endoplasmic reticulum membrane
Source: RefSeq, a predicted model, not a curated record
AUGGUCUCCAGGACACGAAACUUUUUGCUCUUGGCAGCAAAUAUUCUCAUCCCAAUUGCUAUAUUGAUAUUUGCCAGUGGCUUCUUUCCUUAUAAGCCAUUUCUCUCUGGAUUAGCACAGUAUGAGUCUCUGGAUUUUGGAGAACCUCCGGAGGCUCCAUUUGAUAAGGUCAUCUUCAUGGUUGUUGAUGCGCUGAGGAGUCUCAUCUCCAAUGGCGCUGCACUUCCAUUUACAGCUCAUGCGACUUCCCCUACCAUUACCAUGCCAAGAAUAAAAGCUAUAACAACUGGAUCUAUCCCUUCUUUUCUCGACGUAAUUCUCAAUUUUGCAGAAUCAGAUACAUCUUCGUCUUUGGCGACUCAAGAUACAUGGCUAGCACAAAUGAAAGCAAAAGGGGGAGGAAAGAUGGUCAUGUAUGGAGAUGACACUUGGUUGAAGCUAUUUCCAGAAACUUUUGAUAGAGUAGAUGGAACUUCAAGCUUUUUUGUUUCGGUCAGUCGUCGAGUGGUUGAGACUGAUUUUACUGAAGUGGAUAAUAACGUGACGAGACAUGUUCCGGAAGAGUUGAUGAAUGAUGAUUGGAAUACUAUGGUUCUUCAUUAUCUGGGACUUGAUCAUAUCGGACAUAAAGCAGGUCCACGAAGCCCGAAUAUGAUUCCUAAACAACAAGAGAUGGAUGGGAUUGUCCGGCUGAUCUAUGAAAACAUGGAAGCGAAAGACUAUCUAAGCUCGACUCUCUUAGUUCUAUGUGGUGAUCAUGGUAUGAAUGAUGCUGGUAAUCAUGGUGGUUCUGCUCCAGGAGAAACCUCCCCAGCUCUUGUCUUCAUGUCGCCAAGAUUUAAGGGGCUUAGCCAGCAUUUUGAAGUACCUGCUCCAUUUGAAGAGGAAUUCCAAUAUUACAAAACGGUUGAACAAUCUGACAUUGCUCCUACACUUGGAGCUCUACUUGGAUUUCCUGUACCUAGAAAUAACUUGGGAGCUUUCAUUGAUGACUUCUUACCAUUUUGGCCUGAAAGAAAUGACCGUGUUCAAAUCUUACUGCGAAAUGCAAGACAAAUUGUCAGCGUAGUCACUGCAACAUUUCCAUCAUUUGAAAACGACGGUCCUUCCGACAAUUGUCAUGAACUAUCAAGUAGUGUUGAUGACUUGGCAUGUCAAUGGAGAAGGAUUACUCAAGUUCUAACUGAUCUCAAGUCUAACGAGAAAGAUUAUGAUGCAUGGGUUGCAGCCGUCACAAAAUGGUUGAAGGAGGCUCAAGACUUAAUGAAUGGUACUGCCAGCAAUUAUGAUGUCAAGAAAUUGGUUGGUGGCCAGAUCAUUGCAGCUUUGGCUUUUGUCAUGGCAGCAGUGGCCGCGGGGCCAUUUGUAGCAAACCAUCUUAAGUCUUGCAUUCCGUUCAUAGCUAUUUGCUUGACCUACGGCAUCAUGAUGUUUGCUAGUAGUUAUGUUGAAGAGGAACAGCAUUUCUGGUAUUGGACAACUACAGGAUGGUUAUUCCUCUUAUCGAUCAAGAAUAUACGUCGUCAAUCUCGCGAACUUUGGUUACUGGCCAUUAGCUCUUUAUUGAUUCUGGUUGCUACUAGGAUUGCUAGACGAUGGAAUCAAACCGGCCAGAAAUUUGCCGGAGUUACCUAUCUUUGGAAUCUUCAAUCACUUGCCAACAGAGGAUUCUCCCGUCUGCCACAGAUCGUCGCUGGUGCAAUUUCUACACUUUUAGCCACUGCAGCAAUCACAUUCAAACUUGCCUUUACAAAUGAAGAUUCACCCGAACUUCUGGCAGGUCUAGCAAAAACUAUGGCCGAUGGUGAUACUGGCAUUCCACUCGUUCUCCGGGCAAGGUUGGUAUUCAUCGGCAUUGCAACUUGUCUAGUAUAUACUAUACUAUCUAGUUUCGGUCCACCAACCAAACGUGCAAAUGUCCCCAUGCGCACAAUUCACGACCUUAUUGUCCUCUUCCUAGUCACUCAAACACGAGCAACCAACAUUCCGCUCAUCCUAAUCUUUGAACUUCAAUUUUUCCUCUUAUCAACCCUCAAUCUCUCCCUCGUAGAAAUAACCACUACAACCCUCCUCCUCCAACAAACCUCCUUCUUCGCCCUGGGAAACUCAAACGCAAUUUCCUCCAUCGAUCUCUCCUCCGCCUACAACGGCGUCGAUUCCUACAACGUAUUUGCGGUGGGCAUCUUAAUUUUCGCCUCCAACUGGGCCGGUCCUCUCUACUUCAUUUCAGCUAGUAGUCUCCUACUAUUAAAACACUGGAACAAAGAUAGAGUAAUGAGAAAAAUGUAUGGGGAAAUCAUAUAUCUCUCUUAA